Molecule: messenger RNA, 981 nt
Organism: Clavispora lusitaniae ATCC 42720
Lineage: Eukaryota; Fungi; Ascomycota; Pichiomycetes; Serinales; Metschnikowiaceae
Gene: RBT7
Product: Rbt7p
Biological process (GO): RNA catabolic process
Cellular component (GO): extracellular region
Molecular function (GO): ribonuclease T2 activity; RNA binding
Source: RefSeq, a predicted model, not a curated record
AUGCUCUCGCAAACCCUCUUGUCGCUAGUGGCUGCAGCCCCAGUUUUCGCUGGUCCAAUUGCCUUCUUGAACACUCAGCGCUCGUAUCAACCAGUUGCUGGACUUGAUCUUGCACCUUAUGGUGUCGAAUCUUGUGCGGCAGCAAGCGAGGCUCAGUACUUCUCAUGUGAAGCGCCAUCGGCUGUUUCCAACACUUCGUGCUGCUACGAAAACUUUGGAAUCAUCAUGCAGACGCAAUUCUGGGACUUUAACACCACCGCCCUUGCCGAAGCUAACAGCUCUUGUGCCGGCAACCCUACUCUUCUCAGACCUAACAAGAAAAAGGCAGGCUCGGACCAAGUUUGUCUUGACUCUGUGAAGUCUGCCGACAACGAUGAUGUGAGCCAGGUGUUCACGAUCCACGGUCUCUGGGACGACUUGUGUGACGGCUCGUACCACCAAUUCUGUAACCCAGACUUGGAGAUUGCCGACUCGGAGAGCAUUGCAGAUCUCCUUGUCAACGAAUUUGGUAGACGUGACUUGCUUGAUGUUAUGGAGAAAUUCUGGAUCAACAACGACAAGUCUAAUGUGCAAGGUGGUGGAUCCGCUAGUCUCUGGGAACAUGAGUUCAACAAGCAUGGAACCUGUUUCAACACCUUGGCUCCAUCCUGUUUCACUGGCAACUACACCCGCCACCAGAACGCCGUGGCAUACUACCAGAAGGUCAUUGAGGUAUGGAAUGACUUGCCAACGUACGCCUUCUUGCAAGGUGCUGGAAUUGUGCCUACAACUGAAGGCCAAUACGCUUUGCUGGAUGUCCAGGCUGCCUUGGCCGCUAACCAUCAAGGUAUGGAUGUUUACGUCGGAUGCCAGAACAACUCCAUUUCUGAAAUCUGGUACUACCACCACGUCAAGGGUAACGUGUUGGAGGGCGAGUACAUGCCUGUGAACUCGUUGACCAACAGCACUUGUCCUAAGCAUGUGUGGUACAUUCCAAAGUAG